Molecule: messenger RNA, 813 nt
Organism: Patella vulgata (common limpet)
Lineage: Eukaryota; Metazoa; Mollusca; Gastropoda; Patellidae
Product: glutathione S-transferase theta-1
Exons: 4
Coding region: 35-724 (229 amino acids)
Biological process (GO): glutathione metabolic process
Cellular component (GO): cytoplasm
Molecular function (GO): glutathione transferase activity
Source: RefSeq, a predicted model, not a curated record
GUCUACAGUUAACCCUUGCACCGUAGAAGUUAACAUGUCUCUGAAAUUUUACUAUGAUUUAAUGUCACAGCCAUCAAGAGCUGUUUACAUCUUUUUGAAAGCUAACAAAAUACCAUUUGAAGAUAAACCAGUUGCUCUGAGAAAGGGAGAACAUUUGACUGAAGAAUAUAAAAAACUGAAUCCAUUCCAGAAGGUACCUUUCAUCGAUGACAAUGGUUUCAUUUUAAAUGAAAGUGUAGCCAUACUGAAAUACCUUUCCCACAAGUUUGAUAUUGGAGAUAAUUGGUAUCCUAAGUCUGAUUUGAAGAGACAAGCAAAGGUUGAUGAGUAUAUGAACUGGCAACAUAUUAAUACCAGAUUAAAUGCUGCAAUGAUCUUUCAACAUUUGCUUCUGCUACCUAGAAUAACAGGAAAACCAGUUCAAGAAAAGCAGAUGGCUAGAUUUAAAAAAGGGUUAAUAGAAAGUGUUGGCCACAUAGAUAAAUAUUUUUUAGGUAGUCAACCCUUUUUAUGUGGGGAUAAGCUUUCGGUAGCAGAUUUGCUUGGAGCUUGUGAAUUAAUGCAGCUCCAUGCUGUCCAUGAAGAGAGUUUUUAUACAGAUAACCCAGUAGUGAAAGCCUGGAUUGAAAGAGUGAGGAAUAGGUUAGCACCACAUUUUGAUGAUGCUCAUAAAAUAAUCUUCAGAACCCGUGACAUUUAUCCUACAUUAAAAGCCAAGUUGUAAAUUACUAUGUUGAAUUGUGAAUUGUGACAUUUGGUUGUACCAUAUUGUAAAUGUAUAUACAUAUAUGUGUGUAUGUAUGUAACAAAAUU